Acanthosepion pharaonis is the source of this 723-nucleotide messenger RNA. The record is from the annotation of a GenBank genome assembly. NCBI's taxonomy places the organism in Eukaryota, Metazoa, Mollusca, Cephalopoda, Sepiida, Sepiidae.
AUGGUGCCUCUCUUCUCCCCAAUAUCUACAAUAGUUACUUUGUUUCUUCGUUUCGGAUCUGCAUUUCCUCUUUUUAAGAAGCGUCCGUUAUUUCUUUCUUUCUUUCUUUCUUUCUUUCUUUCUUUCUAUCUAUCUGUCUCGCUCUAUUUUCUCCCUCCCCUCUCUCUCUCUUUCUCUCUUUUGCAGUAUAUUUUCUUUGUCGCAGGCUAUUUCUCCAUCACACUGUCGCAGGAUAUCUAUCGCAAUCUUCCUCUUGUUAUCUGUUGGAAACUACUUCUCUGUAGAUAUAUAUCUACCACAGUCUAUUUCUGCUUGUCUCUCUAUCCCCGUUUCUAUCUAUCUAUCUAUCUAUCUAUCUAUCUAUCUAUCUAUCUAUCUAUCUAUCUAAUUAAAGUUUCUCUCUCCCUUUCUCUCACUCGGUUUCUCUCUAUCUCUUGCAGUAUAUUUUUCUCGCUGUCUAUUUAUCGCAGGCUAUUUCUCUUUCUGUUUUUCUCUCUAUCUAUUGCAAUCUAUUUUUCUCUAGAUCUAUAUCUAUCGCAGCCUAUUUUUCUUUCUCUCUUUCUAUAUCUAUCUAUCUAUCUAUCUAUCUAUCUAUCUAUCUAUCUAUCUAUCUAUCUCAAUCAGAUCCCACCUAUCUAUCAGUUUACUUCUCUGAUGCAAUCACUUUUGGUGUUUGCUGUUCAUAAGUACUUCCUCGAUUUAAGUACUGACCACGAAGCAUAA